AUGUUUGCUCUCAGAUCAAUUCGUUCAGCCUCAAAGGUUUUAUCAACCUCAACCAUUGCCCCACAACCACAGAGAGGUUUCUUCACUAAAUUCUUAUUCCCAUCUGAACGUCAACUCAGAAGAGAAUACUUAGAAAACAAUAACAUCAAAGUUGGUUCACCAGAAUUCGAUAAAUAUUAUGCUGAACAAACCCCAUCAAAAUUAUCACAAGAAACUGGUUUAAGUGAUGCUCUUCUUGAUGAUCCAAUCCUCCACAUCUGUGUCAUUAAAUAUAACAAAAACAUUGUUGAAAGAUAUAAUUUAACCCCAGAACAAGAAAAUGAUAUUAUUGCCAACUAUGAUAUUUCAGCUGGUGAUCCAUCAUUAGAACAAAUUCUUCCACUCCCAGUCCCAGAACACAAUUUCUCAGAACUCCCAAUCGUUAAAGUUUACAAUGAAUAA
Messenger RNA from Dictyostelium purpureum, 441 nucleotides. RefSeq lists its product as uncharacterized. The coding region runs from base 1 to 441 and encodes 146 amino acids. The transcript is spliced from 3 exons. The record is from RefSeq and is a predicted model, not a curated record. NCBI's taxonomy places the organism in Eukaryota, Evosea, Eumycetozoa, Dictyosteliales, Dictyosteliaceae.